Messenger RNA from Ostrea edulis (European flat oyster), 2624 nucleotides. RefSeq lists its product as uncharacterized. Lineage: Eukaryota; Metazoa; Mollusca; Bivalvia; Ostreida; Ostreidae. The record is from RefSeq and is a predicted model, not a curated record. Bases 7 to 2463 code for a protein of 818 amino acids. The transcript is spliced from 3 exons.
UAUCAUAUGUACCAAUUCAAUCUUCAUUUAUUUGCCAUCAUCAAGAUUAACCUUCUCCAUCACAAAACGUUUUUGGUACGCAUCCUUUGGUUAAAAAGUUUAUCUUUUCUUCAUUAUUCAAAUGAAGCCGUGUUAUUAAAGUACCUGUUACUAGCAGGUGUAAAUAGUCAGGCCCGGAGACUCGGUAUCGUUUCGUCAUCACCAGUUUCCACCAUGAAGGCCGGUUGCUUGGAGUUGAUAUUUGUGAUGACAGUUGUUGGGGCCCAGAGAGAGAGUAUAUUGUCCAUCUACCGGGAUGAUGACGAUCCUAUUUCCCAGUGGAAUCGAAGACGCAUGGUUGGUGUUGGUGCAAGAAACUAUAUGUGGCGCACAGGUGGUGACAUCAACUGGGUAAAUCCCGGUUCAUCUCACAGAGGAAGCGCAUUUUCAAAUAGAGCAUUGCGCGGGUCAGCUAACAUAGGUCUCAGAAGGAGGCUGUCGUUCAGUGACGAUGAUGAUUGGAAUUCUGUGAUAAGGAGAGGGAGAAAUCCAGUUCAAAGACGUCUAGUUUUGAGUCCAGUUCGGGAGCCUUUGACCACAAUAUGGUCACGCUAUGACGAUGAUUGGAAUUCCGUAUUGCGAAGAAAUACAAAUCCAGUUCAAAGGCCCUUGACCAGAUUAAGAACUGACGAUGACGAUGAUUGGUCCUCCGUGUUGCGAAGAAGUACAAUUUCUGCUCAAAGAGAUAGAAGUGCAUUUCAGAGGCCCUUGACCAGAUUAAGAACAGACGAUGACGAUGAUUGGCCCUCCGUAUUGCGAAGAAGUACAAUUUCUGCUCAAAGAGAUAGAAGUGCAUUCCAGAGGCCCUUGACCAGAUUAAGAACAGACGAUGAUUGGCCCUCCGUGUUGCGAAGAAGUACAAUUUCUGCUCAAAGAGAUAGAAGUACAUUUCAGAGGCCCUUGACCAGAAUAAGAACAGACGAUGACGAUGAUUGGCCUUCCGUGUUGCGAAGAAGUACAAUUUCUGCUCAAAGAGAUAGAAGUGCAUUUCAGAGGCCCUUGACCAGAUUAAGAACAGACGAUGACGAUGAUUGGCCCUCCGUGUUACGAAGAAGUACAAUUUCUGCUCAAAGAGAUAGAAGUGCAUUUCAGAGGCCCUUGACCAGAUUAAGAACAGACGAUGACGAUGAUUGGUCCUCUGUGUUGCGAAGAAGUACAAUUUCUGUUCAAGGAGAUAGAAGUGCAGUGCAGCGGCCCUUGGCUAGAUUAUGGACAGAAGAAGACGAUGAUUGGAAAUCUGUCUUGCGAAGAAUUACAAACCCAGCUCAAAGAAAUGAAAAUCCAGUUCAGAGGCCCUUGACCAGAUUAAGGACGCACGAUGACGAUGAUUUGUCCUCGUUGCGAAGAGGUACAAUUUCUGCUCAAAGAGAUAGAAGUGAACUUCAGAGGCCCUUGUCCACGGUAUGGACAGACGAUGACGAUGAUUGGGAUUCUGUGUUGCGAAGAAACAGAAAUCCAGCUCUAACAGAUUCAAAUCCAGUUCAGAGGCCCUUGUCCGCGGUAUGGACAGGCGAUGAUGAUGAUUGGGAUUCUGUGUUGCGACGAAACACAAAUCCAGCUCUAACAGAUUCAAAUCCAGUUCAGAGGCCCCUGAUAACAGAAUGGACAGACGAUGACGAUGAUUGGAAUUCUGUGUUGCGAAGAAGUGCAUUUCCUGUUCAAAGUCAUGCAAAUCCAGUUCAGAGGCUCUUGACCAGAUUAAGGACUGAUGAUGACGAUGAUUGGUCCUCUGUGUUGCAAAAAGGUACAAUUUCUGUUCAAAGAGAUUCCAAUGCAUUGUCUGCGGUAGGGACAGACGAUGACGAUAUUUGGGUAUCUGGGUUGCGAGGAAACACAAAUUCAGCUCUAAGAGAUGCAAAUCCAGUUCAGGGGUCAUUGCCUGCAAUAUGGACAGACGAUGAUGAUGAUUGGAAUCCUGUGUUGAGAAGAGACACCAGUCCAAUUCAGAGGCUCUUAACCUCGGAAGUGGCAGGUGACGAGUUUUCGAGACCAGACUUACAAAGGAACAGUGGUGUGGUCAGAAGUGAUUUGUUAUCAAUGUAUAAUGAUGACGAUGUAACGUGGACACCUAGCAGGCUGCGUGAAGACAUGACUAACUUAAGAAGCAAUACCCAAAGAAGGCGAGCUGGCAAUACUGAUGAUAGCCUUCUUAGACGUAGCAUUAGCCCAAGUAAUAGAGUAAACUUUGGAACAUUGGACUCAAUGCGGCGAAUUGAUGAUGACAAUAACGACGGGUUCGAUUCACGUGAAAUCAGUUUUAGUCCACGUGAUAAUACUGUGAAUAGUGUUGCCUCAGGCAUUGCUAGCAUAUUGUCCAAAAGGAAUUACCCUACUGAUAGGGUUUUGGGGGGUCAAUCCCGGGCAGGGCUUUAUCAGGCAAACAAAAUAUCCCCCAAACAGGCGAUAAAAACGACGACCGUAUAAAGUGAACAGAUCAUCGGGAUAAAUUAAUCCACAACAAACCUAAAGGAGAACAUCUGUAUCUAAUGCUGGCAAAGGUGUCAGUACCACUUUUGGUUAAUGUGUAGACAACGUCUAUGGAAAUAAAUGGGGUGAUAAAAUAUAAAUAAAAUAGAUAAAAUAAA